Molecule: messenger RNA, 606 nt
Organism: Malaya genurostris
Lineage: Eukaryota; Metazoa; Arthropoda; Insecta; Diptera; Culicidae
Exons: 1
Coding region: 1-606 (201 amino acids)
Source: RefSeq, a predicted model, not a curated record
AUGACACGUUUUUGGGAAUGCAAGGAAAUAGAAACAACCAGCAACUAUUCACCGGUGGAAGCACGAUGUGAAGCUUUAUUCUCACAAACGGUUCAACGUGCACCAAAUGGACGAUAUACUGUUUUACUACCAAAGAACGAAACUGUACUGGCACGGAUGGGCGAUUCAAGGGAUAUCGCAUUUCGACGACUCCUGGGAACGGAGCGCAGAUUGGCAAAGGAUGCUAAUCUGAGAGAGCAGUACGUCUCGUUCAUGGAUGAGUAUUGUCGCUUAGGGCGCAUGCGACGGAUUUCUAUCACAGCCCAAGAUAACGUAAAAAGAUGUUAUCUUCCCCAUCAUCCGGUGCUAAAGGAAGCUAGCACCACAACAAAGGUUCGAGUGGUUUUUGAUGCCUCGUGCAAAACUUCUACGGGCGUCUCCCUAAACGAUAUGCUUCUAGUUGGGCCAGUAAUUCAGGAGGAUAUGCGGUCAAUAAUAAUGCGAUGCCGAACCAAGCAAAUAAUGAUCGUAGCCGACGUGGAAAAAAUGUUCCGACAAAUCUACGUGGAACCGGAAAAAGGCCACUGCAAUCUAUUCUGUGGCGUACAUCUCCUUCAGCAGAAGUAG